Messenger RNA from Solanum tuberosum (potato), 920 nucleotides. RefSeq names its product RING-H2 finger protein ATL80-like. Lineage: Eukaryota; Viridiplantae; Streptophyta; Magnoliopsida; Solanales; Solanaceae. The record is from RefSeq and is a predicted model, not a curated record. The transcript has 2 exons. Bases 66 to 617 code for a protein of 183 amino acids.
UUCAACUUCCUCUAUUAAUUAUAUCUAUCUCUCCGCUAAAAUACUUUAAUUCCUCUUUAUCAUUAAUGAUGCCGCCUCCUCUACUUAGAUUUCUGCUAAGCACCACCUCAUCUUCCCCACCGCCGGCCAAAUACACCCCGGCGGAUCCUCCGUCGUCAUUUGCGCCGGUGGAGCCCGACUAUGUCAUUAUCAUAGCAGCCCUUCUCUGUGCACUUAUAUGUAUAAUCGGACUUAUCUCAGUAGCUCGAUGCGCUUGGCUCCGACGCACCGGAGGAGCUACCGGAGGUCAGUCGGCAGCGGCGGCGAACAAAGGAUUGAAGAAGAAAGUUUUGCACUCGCUGCCGAAGUUCAAGUUUGACCCAGCUACUUCAAGUACUGAAGCUGCGGCGGAGUGCGCCAUAUGUCUGGCGGAGUACAUUAGAGGAGAUGAGAUUAAAGUUUUGCCUCAGUGUGGCCAUGGUUUUCAUGUUCGCUGUAUUGACACGUGGCUUGGUUCACACUCUUCAUGCCCAACUUGCCGUCAGAUUCUCCAAACUGGUCCGUGCCGGAGGUGCGGCGAAUUCUCAGGCAAUUCAAACGCCGGUGCUCAAAUUCAGGGACGGAAUUGCCUUACCUAAACAGUUCAAAUUCCAAUUGUUUUCUUCUCCUUCACGAAAUUAUAUGCCACACAAAUAAUAGGGUUGAAGAAUGUGGUCCCAAGUUGAGUUGAGGUUCGUGAAGUUACAAAUUUGUUUGUCUAGAAGCUAAAACAAGAGAGAGGAUAAAUAUGAAGGUUUCUUCCUCUUAUGGAAAACAAGAAAGAAGCUCACUAAAGGUUAAAUAUUUGUAAUAGUUGUAAUUGUUCUCCUCUUUUUUAAACUUCAAGUUUAAUACUAUAUAUUUAAGUUUUAUGUUGUGACUUUGUUUUGUAAAUUAAUGUA